AUGGAGCUCUCCAGUGUUCCUAGCAGUAAUGCACACGAAGAGACUCAGAAAACUGCUCUAUCAGCUACAGAGCAAACGAUACUACAGGUGAACAGCAGCACACAUUUUUCUUGUCCUCCACAAGGAAUAUUCAACAAAAUAAUCACAGAUGGAGUUACACUCAUUGUAUUAUGGAUUCUACUCUGGUCACUCACAGGCCAUGAAGUUCUCCCUGGUGGAAAUUUAUUGGGACUAGUAAUUAUUUUUUAUAGUGCCUUCCUUGGGGGAAAAUUUUUAGAAGUCAUUCGAAUCCCCAUCGUGCCUCCGCUCCCACCUCUUAUUGGGAUGUUACUGGCCGGUUUCAUCAUCAGGAAUGUUCCAUUUAUUAGCAAAUUUGUCCAUAUUCCUACCACGUGGUCCUCAACUUUAAGAAACACUGCCCUUACUAUUAUCCUAAUCCGAGCUGGACUUGGACUAGACCCAGAGGCUUUGAAGCAUUUGAAGGGAGUUUGUUUGAGACUGUCUUUCGGUCCCUGUAUCCUGGAGGCAUGUUCGGCUGCUGUUUUCUCCCACUUCAUUAUGCACUUUCCUUGGCAAUGGGGAUUCCUAUUAGGUUUUGUCCUAGGUGCUGUCUCUCCAGCUGUUGUUGUCCCUUCCAUGCUACUGCUUCAGGAAAAUGGGUACGGUAUCGUCAAAGGCAUUCCCACCUUACUGGUGGCCGCUAGCAGUCUGGACGACAUCGUGGCCAUCACUGGAUUCAACACAUUCUUGAGCCUAGUCUUUUCUUCACGUGGUAUACUUCAUAAUAUCCUAUCAUCUUUGCAAGAUGUAAUUAUUGGUUUGCUGGUAGGAACUAUCAUGGGAUUUUUUAUUCAAUAUUUUCCAAGUAAUGAUCAGGAAAGACUUACACUUAGGCGAGCAUUCCUUGUUUUGAGUGUGUGUAUUUCUGCUGUCUUGGGCAGCCAGAAAAUUGGCUUACACGGAUCUGGAGGAUUAGUUACACUAGUGCUAUCAUUCAUGGCAGCCAAAAAAUGGCCUAAAGAGAAGAUUGGAAUCCAAAAAAUUAUUGCAAACACAUGGAUUGUUUUUCAACCUCUUCUUUUUGGCUUAGUUGGAACAGAACUAUCUGUUGAAUCUCUUGAAUCAAAUACUAUUGGCGUUUGUGUUGCUACCCUGGGUUUGGCAUUAUGUGUUCGAAUUUUAGCCACAUUUACAAUGAUGUCUUUUGCUGAAUUUAGCUUUAAGGAGAAAAUAUUUAUUGCUUUAGCGUGGAUCCCCAAAGCUACAGUCCAGGCUGUAUUGGGUCCUCUGGCUCUAGAAACAGCAAGAGUCACAGCAACCCACCUGGAAGCGUAUUCAAAGGACGUGAUGACAGUAGCCUUUUUAGCCAUCUUGAUCACAGCUCCAAAUGGCGCUCUCCUUAUUGGCAUACUGGGGCCCAAAAUACUGGAAUGCAGUGAAGUGACGAGUCAUAUGAAACUGGAGUUGUCACACUUUGGACAUCAUUAA
Nannospalax galili (Upper Galilee mountains blind mole rat) is the source of this 1488-nucleotide messenger RNA. RefSeq names its product solute carrier family 9 member B1 (gene Slc9b1). Lineage: Eukaryota; Metazoa; Chordata; Mammalia; Rodentia; Spalacidae. The transcript is spliced from 11 exons. The coding region runs from base 1 to 1488 and encodes 495 amino acids. The record is from RefSeq and is a predicted model, not a curated record. Gene Ontology annotation, biological process: proton transmembrane transport. Gene Ontology annotation, molecular function: antiporter activity. Gene Ontology annotation, cellular component: membrane.